AAUCACCAGGUGGAGAUAGUCAAUCGACGGAAGAGUUUGGAUGAACGGAACAUAUGCGUUGGGUUAACAUCUUUUCAAUGUUUGGAAAACAGAUAAAGUUAUGGCUGGAGUUUUCGAUUUAGAAUUGCAUGAAGCCGACAACGUCCGAGAUGAAGGCUCGGACGACGAUGCUAUAGAUGUUGAUGAUCAAAAAAUGAAUGGUGAACCAGAUGUAAAUUUGAUUUUGAAUUGUGAUGAUAUUGAAAAAGUUCAGUUAUCUGAAUUAACAGUGAAUCCAGGUCAAGAAAAAACCAGUCCAAAAGAUUUUGAACUGUUAAAAGUUUUAGGUAAAGGUGGAUAUGGAAAGGUUUUUCAAGUUAGAAAAAUUACUGGAAAAGAUAAGGGAAAUAUUUUUGCUAUGAAAGUUUUAAAGAAAGCAACAAUAGUUAGGAAUCAAAAAGACACUGCACAUACAAAAGCAGAAAGAAAUAUAUUAGAAGCUGUAAAGCAUCCAUUUAUUGUAGAUCUUAUUUAUGCCUUUCAAACUGGAGGUAAAUUGUAUCUUAUCUUGGAAUAUUUAAGUGGUGGAGAAUUAUUUAUGCAUUUAGAAAGAGAAGGUAUUUUUUUAGAAGAUACAGCAUGCUUUUACUUAUCAGAAAUAGUAUUAGCAUUAGAACAUCUUCAUCAAGAAGGAAUUAUAUAUCGGGAUUUGAAACCUGAAAAUAUUUUAUUAGAUGCUCAAGGUCAUGUUAAAUUAACAGAUUUUGGAUUAUGCAAAGAGUCUAUACAAGAAGGAACAAUGACACACACAUUCUGUGGGACAAUUGAAUAUAUGGCUCCAGAAAUUCUUACAAGAAGUGGUCAUGGAAAGGCAGUUGAUUGGUGGAGUCUAGGUGCACUUAUGUAUGACAUGCUCACAGGAGCACCUCCAUUUACAGCAGAAAAUAGGAAGAAAACAAUAGAAAAGAUUCUUAAAUGUAAACUUAAUCUGCCACCCUACUUAACUCCAGAUGCAAGAGAUCUUAUUAGAAAGUUGCUCAAAAGACAAGUUAAUGUAAGGUUAGGUAGUAGCCCAGAAAAUGGCCAAGCAAUCAAAUGUCAUCCAUUCUUCAAACAUGUCAAUUGGGAUGAUGUUCUUGCCAGGCGUGUAGAACCUCCUAUCAAACCACAAUUGUCUGGUGAAGAUGAUGUGUCUCAAUUUGAUACAAAAUUUACUAAACAACCUGCAGUUGAUAGUCCUGAUGAUUCUCAUUUGAGUGAGAGUGCCAAUCAAGUGUUUGUAGGUUUUACAUAUGUGGCUCCAUCUGUUUUAGAAGAGUUACCUCGACCUUUAAUUCUUAGAGCAAGAUCACCAAGGAAAUUUUCUCAUAGCCCACGCUGGCCUUUCAGGUAAUUGGUUUAUUAUUUCUUUAUAUACAGUGUAA
Molecule: messenger RNA, 1403 nt
Organism: Centruroides sculpturatus (bark scorpion)
Lineage: Eukaryota; Metazoa; Arthropoda; Arachnida; Scorpiones; Buthidae
Gene: S6k
Product: ribosomal protein S6 kinase beta-1-like
Exons: 14
Coding region: 101-1372 (423 amino acids)
Biological process (GO): signal transduction; protein phosphorylation
Molecular function (GO): protein serine/threonine kinase activity; ATP binding
Source: RefSeq, a predicted model, not a curated record